AUGGGUCACUACAACAACUAUUAUGGAGGCCUAGGCAAUGGCUAUGGAGGCUUUGGGGGCCUGAGCUAUGGCUAUGGCUGUGGGUAUGGCAGUUUCUGUAGACUGGGCUAUGGCUGUGGCUUUCAUGGCUAUGGAUAUGGCUCUGGCUAUGGAGGCUACGGGUAUGGCUACAGCAGCCCACUUACCUAUGGAGGAUAUGGGUUCUUCACCUUCUACUGA
This is a messenger RNA of Peromyscus maniculatus bairdii (prairie deer mouse), 219 nucleotides long. Its product is annotated as keratin-associated protein 19-5-like. The record is from RefSeq and is a predicted model, not a curated record. NCBI's taxonomy places the organism in Eukaryota, Metazoa, Chordata, Mammalia, Rodentia, Cricetidae.